Gracilinanus agilis (Agile Gracile Mouse Opossum) is the source of this 1150-nucleotide messenger RNA. RefSeq names its product solute carrier family 1 member 2 (gene SLC1A2). Gene Ontology annotation, biological process: L-glutamate transmembrane transport. The record is from RefSeq and is a predicted model, not a curated record. NCBI's taxonomy places the organism in Eukaryota, Metazoa, Chordata, Mammalia, Didelphimorphia, Didelphidae. The transcript has 6 exons. Gene Ontology annotation, molecular function: L-glutamate transmembrane transporter activity; neutral L-amino acid transmembrane transporter activity; glutamate:sodium symporter activity. Gene Ontology annotation, cellular component: plasma membrane. Bases 1 to 957 code for a protein of 318 amino acids.
AUGUCCUUCAUACGUGAAGAGGACCAGAAUGAUAUCAGUAUGUCGGGGUCAGUGUCCAGGGUGUCCAGACGGUGGCUGAUCAGUGCAAUGUAUUCUCCCUUGGGUAUCGCCUGCCUCAUCUGUGGGAAGAUCAUUGCCAUCAAAGACUUGGAAGUAGUAGCCAGGCAACUGGGGAUGUACAUGGUUACUGUGAUUGUGGGUCUUAUCAUCCAUGGAGGCAUCUUUCUCCCUUUGCUUUAUUUUGUGGUGACCAGGAAAAACCCUUUCUCCUUUUUUGCUGGUAUUUUCCAGGCUUGGAUCACAGCACUGGGCACAGCAUCCAGUGCUGGAACACUGCCUGUCACUUUUCGUUGCCUGGAAGAAAAUCUGGGGAUUGAUAAGCGUGUGACCAGAUUUGUCCUUCCAGUUGGAGCCACCAUUAACAUGGAUGGGACAGCGCUGUAUGAAGCCGUGGCAGCCAUCUUCAUUGCUCAAAUGAAUGGAGUGGUCCUGGAUGGUGGGCAGAUUGUAACUGUGAGCCUUACUGCCACCCUGGCUAGCGUGGGAGCUGCCAGCAUCCCCAGCGCCGGGCUGGUCACCAUGCUGCUCAUCCUGACAGCUGUGGGUCUCCCCACCCAGGACAUCAGUCUGCUCGUCGCUGUGGACUGGCUCUUGGAUAGGAUGAGAACUUCAGUCAAUGUGGUUGGAGAUUCCUUUGGAGCCGGCAUCGUCUAUCACUUGUCUAAGGCUGAGCUGGACAGCAUCGACUCGCAGCACCGAGGGCAUGAAGACAUAGAAAUGACCAAGACUCAAUCAAUUUAUGAUGACAUGAAAAAUCAUAGGGAAAACAACUCAAAUCAGUGUGUUUACUCAGCCCACAACUCUGUCAUAAUAGAUGAGUGCAAGGUCACCCUGGCAACCAAUGGAAAGUCAGCAGACUGCCAUGGUGAGGAAGAACCCUGGAAGCGGGAUCACUAGGCGCAGAAACAGACUCCGAGCUCCACAUUGAAUAAACUCUCCGAAGUUAUCCAGUGGUAAAAGAUGAUGUAAAGAUUAAACAAAAAAACGUCCCUUAAAAAAAAGAUAUAUAAAUACAUUUACUUAAUUUGUUAACUGAGACUAGGAGGAGGUGUCAUAAAGUAGCCAUUGUAAGCACAGGGCAGUGUCUUUG